AUCAUCAAGUUUGUUAGCAUUUUACCAAAAAUAAAUUUAGGCUUUUUAUUUUUGAUUUAAUUAUACAGCUGACUAAUUCAAAAAUAAUUUUCCCACGUGUUUGUGAAUGGGUUUUUAGUGUCAAGUAUAAAGUUAUUAGGUAUAGGCUUGAGAACGAAAACGGGUCAAGGCUCUACGGGUGUUAGCUCAGCGUUGACUUUCAAGUGUCAGUGGCAUGUGGGUUGUUCCUAACAAGAGUUCGCCUCGAACUUGUAUCAAUAAGUUAUAAAUAUGAAAUGAGCUCAAGAAAUACAUUUGUUAUUGCCACGCAGCUGGGACACACGCCCGAGUUUUAUGUGGAUAUGGAUAAAUCUAAGGAUGUGCUCACCUACUCGGAGCUCUUGACUAUUUUUGGGGCCGAGGAAAUGGAGAACCAGUUGCUCAGUGAUCAAGGUCAGGCGCAGCCUGUAAGCUUUCAGGCGAAUCCCAUCUUCAAAACGGAACAAGGCAAAUAUCUGGCAGACACAUUGGCCGAUCCCUUGAUCAAGGCAUUAACAGAGAUUGCCAACAAGCGUCCCAAGGAUCCCGUUGCCUAUCUGGCCAGCUAUCUGCAGCAUUUUAUGGGUGAACGCAAACCCAUUACGGAGGCAGAAGUCCACUCGGGCAGCAGCAGCAAGACGAGCAGCAAUUCAACAGCUUUGGCCAGCUCCAACUCCAAGGUGAAUGGCAAUCGCAUUGCCAACAAUCGCCCACAACUUGUGGAGCUCGAUGCACGUUCGCUGGUCGAGCAGCAGCAGCUGCAGGAGGAGGAUGAUGACGAGGAUGGCGCUCUCGCUGUGCAACAUAUGGAGGAACGGGAUGAGCAUGGCCAGAGCAUGUUGCACUUUGCCUGCGCUCGUUCGCAUCGUCGUGGGGCGCUCUACACACUCAUCGAGGAGUCACGCAUCGAUAUCACCUACAGGGAUGAGUUGUAUCGUACGGCCAGAGAUGUCGCACUGCAGGCGAAUCAGCCCAAUAAUGCUGCGGAAAUCGAUAGAUUUCUGCUCGCUCAGGCAGUUGUUGGUGAUGUGGACAGCUUUGAGCAGUUGGCUUUGCAAGGUUACGAUCAUAUACUGGACAUUGAGGACGAGAGCGGCAAAACCAUUUUGGAUGUGGCUGGCGAGCGACAGAAUGAGGCGCUUGUCAACUUUUUGAACAGCUUGCGCGCUAUGGAGGAAGCGCGUGAGGAGCUGCAUCAAAUGAUACGCGACAAGAAUUUGGUGCGCAUAAAGGAGCUGACUGCCGUGCCCAAUGCCAAGUGGCUGAUCAGGACCAAAAACUACUAUGGUCGCACUGCUCUGCACAUAGCUGUGCUCAAGGAGUCAGAGGAAAUGGUUCAGCACUUGGUGCAGCUUUGUCCUGAGGCACUCAAAGUCACGGAUAAUCUUGAACGCACUGUUUUGCAUUAUGCUUUGGGCACCAAUUUCUGCGAGACAGUAAGUCGUAUUCUUAUACAGAACGGCGCCAAGCGCACGGCAAAGGAUCUCAAGGGUAGGCAGCCGAGCUACUACUUCAUUAAUAAGGCGGACAUACUGCGGCUACAGGAGGAGGAGGAGGAGAGUCGCUGAUCAACAGUAAUUUAAGCAAUUCUUAAUGUAUAGCCAUCGUCUAGCUCUAAGCUGUUCUAGUUAAAUAAAA
Molecule: messenger RNA, 1656 nt
Organism: Drosophila sulfurigaster albostrigata
Lineage: Eukaryota; Metazoa; Arthropoda; Insecta; Diptera; Drosophilidae
Product: serine/threonine-protein phosphatase 6 regulatory ankyrin repeat subunit B
Exons: 7
Coding region: 276-1586 (436 amino acids)
Molecular function (GO): protein binding
Source: RefSeq, a predicted model, not a curated record